Messenger RNA from Lingula anatina, 1092 nucleotides. RefSeq lists its product as uncharacterized. Lineage: Eukaryota; Metazoa; Brachiopoda; Lingulata; Lingulida; Lingulidae. The record is from RefSeq and is a predicted model, not a curated record.
AUGGAGCGCAAGACUGCCUUGAAAUUACUUAUAUUUGGUGUUUUAUUAAAAGUUGCCUCCUCAAACAACACCAAAGGUUACCUUGAGCGACAUAGCGGAUUCAGAAUAAACUCCCAGCUGGUCGCACGCCAACUGUCAGCUGUCACAAAAUUACGCUGCAUAGGGCUAUGUCUGCGGGCAGCGAACUGCUCGUCACUGGCGCACAACGAGGUGACACAGGAGUGCGAGUUGUCCAGUGUGCCGUAUGAAGACGCCAGAGUGAGCGGGGACCUGCUGCCCUCGACAGGAUGGAAGAUAUAUUCCCGUGUUGCGCCGAAGAUAGCCACGACUCCUGCGCCUCCAGUUCAAUUUCCCGGCAUAACGCACUAUAACUUCACCAACCUUGGAGCCGAGGGCAGGUUCGGUCCGACGACAGUUGGCAGCCAUUAUGACAGCCUUCCUCUGGAAGGCUUGGUGGAGGUGUCCAGUGGGAUUCAGAUCUUCACAGUACCCUAUACUGGCACGUACAGGGUGGAGGUGGGCGGAGCGAUGGGCGGGGGAGAUACAUACAGAGGUGCAGAUACUUGUUACACAUACAAUGGACAAGGUGCUAAAAUGACAGGCACUUUUAGUUUUGUCAGUGGAGAAAAACUGAAAGUCCUUGUCGGGCAAAUGGGUUUAUGCAACACGGGCCAUGCGGGUGCUGGUGGCGGCGGUGGGACGUUUGUCACCACGGACACUGACGUCCCUCUGAUCAUUGCCGGUGGCGGCGGCGGUAGCAGCGCCUUACUUAACCACAAAACUGUAUCCGAUGCCACCGACAACACGUGGGGGCAGGAUCGGGGUACUUGGUACGGUGGGGAUAAUGGCCAAGGUGGAGAGUCAAGUUCCAACACGGGUGGAGCCGGCGGUGGCGGUCUGCUAACAGAUGGCGCGACAAACGCCAAUACGGGAGCAACUGGAGGCAGUGCGUUUGUUAAUGGUGGGGUGGGUGGAAUUGGGAAUGAAAAUCAACCUUUGAGUAAUGGGGGCUUUGGGGGUGGUGGGGGUGCCAAGGGCAAAUUUGGUGGACCCGGGGGUGGCGGCGGGUACUCAGGGGGGUGCCGGGGGUAA